Messenger RNA from Fomitopsis serialis, 599 nucleotides. RefSeq lists its product as uncharacterized. NCBI's taxonomy places the organism in Eukaryota, Fungi, Basidiomycota, Agaricomycetes, Polyporales, Fomitopsidaceae. The coding region runs from base 11 to 265 and encodes 84 amino acids. The transcript has 2 exons. The record is from RefSeq and is a predicted model, not a curated record.
AACUGACACGAUGGACGUAGACGAAAAGUCUGGCGAACUCAAGAUCAAGGGACAGGCUGCUGCCGAGAAGAGGAAGACUAGGGAGGAGGAAGAGGAUCAAGUAUGUCUUAUGGUCUCUCCACCGGCAACUCUCGCUCAUCGGUCGGUACAGGAUAUGCCUGAUCAGGCGGAACUGGAACGAAGAGAAAGCGAGCUGAAAGAAAAGGCGUUGCGCAACAAGGUCGUUAGGACGAGGAAGGGGAGCGCGAAUAUCGGAGGCAGCUAAAAUGACGGAGGCAAACCCAAAGUCUUCGUAUGGUCUCAAUAAUUUGCCAAAAUAGUCUUUGACUUACGUCCUCUGCACCGAGGGUAGGGUCGCGACUUGGUUUUGUGGUUUCUUCACGCCGGAAGGCGUCCCUUCCUGCAUGUAUCCUGUCAUCUAUCGUCUGCUAUGCUUCCGUUCUGCAUGAUCUGAUGUAUGCCUUUCCCACACGUCUAUGCAGGCUCCUGUUGCGACGCGGACAUAUGGGUCAAUGGUUAUAGAUUCGCCCAACCAUAUGAGCCCAAUGUGGGGGUCUUCUCUUGUCGUACGAAGGCGGUGUGCAUCUGUAGGGUACGUG